This is a messenger RNA of Penicillium brevicompactum, 1722 nucleotides long. Its product is annotated as putative C6 transcription factor. The transcript is spliced from 4 exons. Gene Ontology annotation, molecular function: DNA-binding transcription factor activity, RNA polymerase II-specific; zinc ion binding; DNA binding. Bases 1 to 1722 code for a protein of 573 amino acids. NCBI's taxonomy places the organism in Eukaryota, Fungi, Ascomycota, Eurotiomycetes, Eurotiales, Aspergillaceae. The record is from RefSeq and is a predicted model, not a curated record. Gene Ontology annotation, biological process: DNA-templated transcription; regulation of DNA-templated transcription.
AUGGCUGAUACGCAACGCAGCACGGCUGCUAAACGUGCCACUCGAAACUCUCUUUCGUGUGCACAGUGUCGAUAUAAGCAUCUUCGCUGUGACGGGCAAAAGCCCGCCUGCUCACGAUGUGCCGCUGAUGCCAAACAAUGUGUGUAUCCUGAAUCCAGAAGGCGUGGUAAUCCCAAGCAAAAGCCGAGCCAGCCUCCUCCCGCUGUUGUGUAUGAGAGCUCGGUUGAGUCCUCACUGGACCACCAAGUCUCAGCCACUCCUUCCAGUUCUUCUAUCGCCACCAGCGGAGAGAUCGAGAUGGCCCCAAAUCUGAGUUCUCAUUUAUUGAGACUUUAUUACAGCUUCUUUCAUGCGGCACACCCAUGCACAUUACCAUGUCCGGCUAUGAAAACUCGACUAGCCGAUCCAAGGGUGCAACAUCUUCUCCAAGUCAUGUGCUAUGUGGGCUCUAUUUUUGACAACUCUGGUUCAUCUUCGGAAAUAUGGAGUCAAAGUGCACAUCAUGCAAUAUCCCAAAUCAGAACCAAGGCGAGCCCAGACCCGUUCGACGUACAAGCCCUGUUGCUGUAUGCCAUUGCUAUCUAUUGGUGCAAUGAACCCGAAUACGGGGUUGAGCUACUAAAUGAGGUUAUACGGAUGGCAGUGACCCUUGGGAUGAAUAAAAAUCAAUUUGCCAAGACCUAUGGGGAGGGCAAUGCUGUUGUUGAGGAAAGUUGGCGCCGAACUUGGUGGGUCAUAUACAUAACGGAUGCCCAUAUUGCCGGCUCUACCCACGUAUAUCCAUUCCGGACGAGCGGUGUUGAAAUAACCACUGAUCUUCCUUGCGAGGAAGAGCAAUAUGAGAGACAAAGCAUACCCCCUCCGAGGUCAUUGGACGAUUACGAAAAUCGAGAAUUUCUCGGCGAAGAAGAAGCAACAUUUUCAUCGUACGCUGAGCUUAUUGGCUUGACUCUUGGAAUUGACCGGGCGCUAUCGCCCGGGAACACUGAAGAUGACCAACUCUACAAAGCAAUGGCGGCCGGCUCUGAUACCAGCGUACAGGGGUGGUUCUCUUUGCUUUCCCCAUCAAAGCGAGACCUUAUACGACCUGAUGGCUCCUUCGAUGAGGUUAUGUUCAAAGCUCUGUUCAUAAUGCAUACGUACGCGGUUGAAAUCCAUCGACCACUCUCCGCAUUGACGCAUAGUGGCAUUGAGUCUGUUUCUCGAUGUGCUCCAUUAGCCCCCUCGGACCGGCUCAAAUGCAACGACACAAAAGAGCGUGAUUUGCAUACCUUGAAGUGCACCACAGCAAUAGACGGCAUCGUUGAGCUACUGACUCUUCCAAGUAGUAUGACGAACCACUCCCCUUUCAUCAUCUGCAUGAUUGCCAAUGUCACCAUUGCACAUCUGAGCGCUUGUCGAUUUCUUUACUCAGGCGAAAAACGAUCCAGAAGCCGUGAAAAGAUUCGAUUGACUAUGGGCACCCUGAAACGUUUAAGCGAGCACUGGACCCUGGGCAAGCGAACCUAUCAUGAAAUCGGAAUCAUUGCCCGAGAAGUCCUGUCCCUUACAAAAGACCCGCCUGUGAAUCCAGGUACUGUCGAUGUUCCGGUUCCGCAUGCAACAUCGCUCGAAAUCCCUGCUUUUGAGGUGUUUUCAAAUCCAGAAUUUGACUUUUGUACACUUUUUGACGCUGGCAUACCCAGCUUCAACGAGCUGAACUCACAGUUUGUUGUUGAAUAA